AUGUCAACAUUUAAAAUUUCUGAUAAUAAAGAUGAAAAAUGUCGUGUUGGUACAAUAGAAAUUGGUGAAAAGAGUUAUUCAACUCCAUCAUUUUUGUUAUAUACUAAAGAAGGUAGUCCAAUCAAUUUGACAAAAGAUCUUUUAAAUCAAUUACCACAUGAAAAAACUCAUUCAUUACAAUUAUUAUUUUCAGAUUUAUUUCAAUUUACAGAUGUUUUAGAAAAAUUUGAAAAAGGUGUACAUAAAUUUUUAGCAUUACAAGAUCAUUUAUUAUUUUUAUUAAUUAGAGAUUCAAGUAGUUUUGUUGAAGCAGAAUUUAAUGAUGAUUCAAUUUCAGUUACAACUAGAAAAGGUAAAACAAAAAUAACAAUUCAAGAUUAUGUAAAAUUGGUUAAAAUUAUUAAACCAGAUUUUGCAACAUCUCUAUCUGUUGAUAUUGCAUGGGAAACUUCAAGAAAGAAAGCAACUAAAAUUGUAAAUUCUUCAUCAGUUUGGUUAGAGAAAUUCUUGGAUUCAAAUACCACCACUGCUAUCAAUACAUUUGGUGUUAUUCAAGGUGGUAAAUUUGAUGAUCUUAGAAUGAAAUCACUUCAAGAUUUAUUAAAACAUAAAGAUAAAUUAUUUGGUACAAUUUUAAGUGGUUUUGGUACUGGUGAAACAAAUGAUGAAAGAAAUCAAAUUAUUAAAAAAUUAAUUGUAAUUAUUAUUAUUAUUAUUAUUAUUAUUAUUAUUAUUAUUAUUAUUAUUAUUAUUAUUAUUAUUAUUAUUAUUAUUAUUAUUUUUAUUUUUAUAAAUAUAUUAAUUAAAAUUGAUUAUUAUUUAUUUAUUUAUUUAGGAUGA
This is a messenger RNA of Dictyostelium discoideum AX4, 840 nucleotides long. RefSeq lists its product as hypothetical. The record is from RefSeq and is a predicted model, not a curated record. Bases 1 to 840 code for a protein of 279 amino acids. NCBI's taxonomy places the organism in Eukaryota, Evosea, Eumycetozoa, Dictyosteliales, Dictyosteliaceae. Gene Ontology annotation, biological process: tRNA modification; tRNA wobble guanine modification. The transcript is spliced from 2 exons.